AACUGAUUGCGGCAAAACAAAGAAAACGCAGAGAAAAAGUUAACGCAAUUAAACGUAGUAAAAAAGCCUAGACUAUUUUCAUAACAAGAAGCAGUGAGUCACAAAAAAAAGCUUUCCGGCCACAAUGGCAGAUACCCGUAAAGACGCCGCGCCGCCGAGCUACGAAGAAGUCAUGAACAGUCCCUCGCAGGAUUCCCGGCUGAUAGUGGGCGUGCAUCAGGGAGCACCUAGUGCUCCGCCACCAAACAUGCACAUGCCAACCUACGGAGCUUUCGAGACGACGCCGGUCAGCGUGGUGAUUCAGCCUGCUCCGGUCGCUAUGCCCACCGAGAUCAUCGUGAUUGGAGGAUGCCCUGCAUGUCGGAUUGGAUACCUGGAGGACACCUUCUCCGCCUGCGGACUGUGCUGCGCAAUCUUCUUCUUCCCGCUGGGAAUUCUCUGUUGCUUGGCCAUGCGUGAGAAGCGCUGUUCCAACUGCGGAACGGUUUUCUAGAGGGGAUUACCCAGAAAUUAUCCAUAAAGAAACGCUAAAAGUUGAUCCCUAUUAGGCUUUCGCGGUGGGUGACUAUCACAAAGCACCAAUAUUUUUGUUAUUGUUAAUCGUUAGCUCGCAAAUCAUUAUAUACUAUGUGUAAAUAUUAUUCAUGCCAGCCUGCGGAAUGCCCCCGAUUCCAUUCCAGUCCCUGUCCGGAGAAUGGUCAUGUACAGUGAAAUAUGCUAAACUCGAAUUCAAAUCAGUAAGCCCAGUUAUGAAAAAAAUGCUAAAAAAAAUCAGUUGAACAUGUUUUCCAAUUGAAUAGUGAUUUGGCUUUUUACAAGGAUUUUAAGUAACAUAAGUUUUAAACUGCAAACAAAAGAAAAAAUAUUUAUAUAUUUAAAUAAAAGGUUUACAACAUGUUUAUUAUAUCUUAGAGUAAUGGUACGCAGAUAUAAUGACUUGGACGGUUUUAGAUAUGAACUAGGUUGUACAAAACUUCAUUAGUUCUUGAUUUGUGAAUAAUUUGACCCACUGUUGCAUUUCGUGAUUAUAGAACUUUUACUGUACUUGUAAAAUGUGCACUGUAAGCGUCGACGAGGCGCGCUUCCGUUAAAUUCAAUUGAAAUAUAAUGGAGGGCGGUUUUGAAUUGCGCCGCCCGUCCGAUUUCUCUUCUCCAUGCUCUUUGGACUUUACCGCGCAAAACAGU
This is a messenger RNA of Drosophila melanogaster (fruit fly), 1185 nucleotides long. RefSeq lists its product as uncharacterized. The transcript is spliced from 2 exons. Lineage: Eukaryota; Metazoa; Arthropoda; Insecta; Diptera; Drosophilidae. The coding region runs from base 125 to 493 and encodes 122 amino acids. The record is from RefSeq and is marked reviewed. Gene Ontology annotation, cellular component: perinuclear region of cytoplasm; lysosomal membrane.